This is a messenger RNA of Eleginops maclovinus (Patagonian blennie), 968 nucleotides long. RefSeq names its product WD repeat domain 45 (gene wdr45). Gene Ontology annotation, cellular component: extrinsic component of membrane; cytosol; phagophore assembly site membrane. The record is from RefSeq and is a predicted model, not a curated record. Lineage: Eukaryota; Metazoa; Chordata; Actinopteri; Perciformes; Eleginopidae. Bases 210 to 953 code for a protein of 247 amino acids. Gene Ontology annotation, biological process: protein lipidation; protein localization to phagophore assembly site; autophagy of mitochondrion. The transcript is spliced from 8 exons. Gene Ontology annotation, molecular function: protein binding; phosphatidylinositol-3,5-bisphosphate binding; phosphatidylinositol-3-phosphate binding.
GAACAAAACCGGAAGUACCUGUCCAUGACGUCACAGACUGAAAACGUAAACAAACUCCGUGUUGCGACAUCUCUGUUGUUGUUUUCGUCUGACAGUUUGUCGCUUUGUUAGCUUUUUAAAACCCUGCUCAUAGUCUCCAGUCUUUGUGUUCAUGGUUGUGGUGGAGCUGUAGUUCACCGGUGAGCUGACGGUAACGGGAGACAGUCAUCAUGGCUCAGCAGAGAGGAGUCAACAGCCUGCAGUUCAACCAGGAUCAGAGCUGUUUCUGCUGUGCUAUGGAGACGGGAGUCAGGAUUUAUAACGUGGAGCCGCUGAUGGAGAAAGGACACCUGGACCAUGAGCAGAUAGGCAGUGUGGCGUCCUGCUCCAUGCUACAUCGAUCUAAUCUGCUGGCAUUAGUCGGAGGAGGAAUCAACCCAAAGUUCUCUGAAAUAUCUGUGCUGGUGUGGGACGAUGCUCGGGAAUCUCGAGACGCGAAAGAGAAACUGGUUCUGGAGUUCACCUUCACCAAGCCGGUGCUGGCUGUCCGCAUGAGGCAGGACAAGAUCAUCAUCGUGUUAAAGAACAGGAUCUAUGUUUACAGUUUUCCAAAUAAUCCCGUCAAACUGUUUGAGUUUGACACCAGAGAUAACCCCAAAGGUUUGUGUGAUUUAUGUCCCAGUCUGGACAAACAGCUGCUGGUGUUUCCUGGUCACAAAUGUGGCAGCCUGCAGCUCGUGGAUUUGUCCAACACCAAGCCCGGCACGUCCUCGGCUCCGUUCACCAUCAACGCUCACCAGAGUGAGAUCGCCUGCGUGGCUCUGAAUCAGCCCGGCAGCGUGGCGGCCUCGGCGUCUCGUAAAGGGACGCUGAUCCGGCUGUUCGAUACCACGACCCGAGACAAGCUGGUGGAGCUGCGUCGAGGCACCGACCCCGCCACCCUCUACUGGUACACACUGAUCAUUCAGCCUUAGUGUGUGUGUGUGUGU